Messenger RNA from Glycine soja, 1789 nucleotides. Its product is annotated as E3 ubiquitin-protein ligase SIRP1-like. Gene Ontology annotation, biological process: protein ubiquitination. NCBI's taxonomy places the organism in Eukaryota, Viridiplantae, Streptophyta, Magnoliopsida, Fabales, Fabaceae. The transcript has 3 exons. Bases 434 to 1468 code for a protein of 344 amino acids. The record is from RefSeq and is a predicted model, not a curated record. Gene Ontology annotation, molecular function: ubiquitin protein ligase activity. Gene Ontology annotation, cellular component: cytoplasm.
GUUGAAGAAACGACAAAACGCAAUUGGGAUAGGACGGUUCUUCUUCGGUACGAGAGGAGGAUUUUCUCGCACCCAAAACCAGCAUGUGAAAUCGAAAAGGGCUCUUCGUUGAAUUUGUUUCUGCGGUAAGUUCCUUUCAUUGUGCUGUUCGUCGUCAAUAUUAUACGAGGGCGGUGAUGUGUUCUCGUCAUGCCAAAUCGCUUCCAGAUCCUUCUUUUAAUUCUCUGAAUUUUAAUUAUAUUUUUACUUAACAAUUCCUCUCAAGUCUCACCUACCGACCCGACUUAUCUUUUAGCUGUUCAUAAAACCCUUCUCCGACAACUUGUAGCUGCUGCUGCUGUUUCUCUUUCAUUUUUUUUUUGCUAAGGACUCAAGGAAUACAACAUCCUGAUAUUUGGAGGACAGAUUAAAGAGAAACAUCGUGGAGGAAACAAUGGCAGCAAGGUAUUGGUGUCACAUGUGCUCUCAAAUGGUCAAUCCCAUCAUGGAUAUGGAAAUCAGAUGCCCGUUUUGCCAAAGUGGAUUUGUUGAAGAAAUGGGUAACACCCCCAGUAGCAGCAGCAUUCCCAAUACAUCAGAAUCUGAUUUUGAAUCUGAUCGGGCUCUCUCCCUUUGGGCGCCCAUCUUGCUAGGCAUGAUGGGCAAUCCACGUCAUCCUAGAAGACUCAGACAAAUAGCCAAUGAUAAUGGUAAUCGUGAUUAUGUUGAUGGUGUAGCAGAUCAUGGUAGAGAAACUGAAUAUGAUCAAGAGUUUGAGUCCAUCCUUCGGAGGAGGAGAAACUCAGCUACCAUUCUACAAUUGCUCCAAGGUAUAAGAACUGGACUGGCAUCUGAAUCAUAUGAGAAUACUGAUGGCCAUGACCAUGACAGGGAAAGAGAAAGAGAAAGAGAAAGAGAGCACAUGAUCUUGAUCAAUCCUUUAAAUCAGACUAUUAUUGUUCAAGGUUCCUAUGAGUCAAACCGGGAUCAAAGUGAUAAUCAUAGCUCCGUUGGGUCCCUGGGUGAUUAUUUCACAGGGCCGGGUUUCGAUAUAUUGUUGCAACAUUUGGCUGAGAAUGAUCCUAAUAGGUAUGGAACUCCACCUGCUCAGAAGGAGGCCAUUGAAGCGCUGCCUACCGUCAUAAUCAAUGAGAAUUCGCAGUGUUCUGUGUGUCUGGAUGAUUUUGAAGUUGGUUCUGAAGCCAAAGAGAUGCCUUGUAAACAUAGGUUUCAUAGUGGGUGUAUCCUUCCCUGGCUGGAGCUUCAUAGUUCUUGUCCAGUUUGCAGGCUUCAGUUGCCAUUGGAUGAGUCUAAGCAAGACUCUGAUCUGUCAAGGGAUAGCAGAAGCCAAAGGGAGGAUGAAAGUAUUGAACAUGACAAUGAUGAAGAAAGAGAUGGCGAAGGGAGAAAUGCAAGUGGGGGUAGAAGAUUCUCAUUUCCAUGGCCUUUCAAUGGAUUAUUUUCUUCAUCAAACUCUUCAUCCUCUUAAAGUUCCAAUGCCAACGGAAAUGAUAAUCAAUCAGAUGAAAACUGAGUAUUUUUGCAUAUCUGUUGUGCUAUUCAUGUGCUGCCUUGCUUAUGUACAGUUUUCGACCAAUGAAAGAAUCCAAUGUUGAUAGAACAAUUUGUGAUUUUUCUUGUGGCUUUGUUUUUGCUAAAUUUUGUGCUUCUAGAAUUCAGUUGCUAUUUUUCUUCAACUUUUACCCUUAACUUGGCAUUUGUAUAAUUCUCGUGGUGGUUUUAUUUCCCCAUCUUAUCCUGUACUACUUUGGUAUAUGUACACUCGUGGGUGUGUGUGUGUGUUUUUUUC